AUGUCAUUAAUCGUUUCUGAAGCUAGCCAAAACAAUUAUUUAAAAGAUGCCCAAAAUAGCUAUAACAGUUUUAUGAAAGAAUGGAAAAUCGAAAAAAAAGUAAAUGUAAAAGACCUUUAUCAAAAUUUUGAAGUUUUUUUUUUUGAUUGUGAUGGGGUUUUAUGGAGAGGGGAUACAGUUAUUAAUGGAGCAAUAGAAGUAAUUAACAAGCUAAUUAGUGAUAAUAAACAAGUUUAUUUUAUUACAAAUAAUUCUACUAAAUCUAGAGAAACGUUAUUAGGAAAGUUUCAUAAAUUAGGGUUUACUUGUAUUAAAAAGGAAAAUAUUAUUUGCACAUCUUAUGCAAUUGCUAAAUAUUUUCAUAGCAAAGAAGAAUAUAAAUCUAGAAAAAAAAAAAUUUAUGUAAUUGGAGAAAAAGGGAUAUGUGAUGAAUUAGAUGCUUUAAACCUUGAUUGGUUAGGCAGUUAUAAAGAUAAUGAUAAAAAAGUUAUUAUAAAAGAUGAAGGUGAAAUACAAAUAGAUAAUAAUAUUGGAGCUGUUGUUGUUGCAAUUGAUUUUAAUAUUAAUUAUUAUAAAAUUCAAUAUGCCCAACUUUGUAUAAAUGUAUUAGAUGCAGAAUUUAUUGUAUCUAAUAAAGAUCCGCUUGCAAAUUUUACAUCAAAACAACAAUGGGCUGGUACGGGAUCAAUUGUUGCUUCUAUUGAACAAGUAUCUUUUAAAAAACCUAAAGUAUUAGGAAAACCAAACUUAUUUAUGAUUGAACCCAUAUUAAAAAAUCUUAACAUUGAUUUAUCAAAAGUUGUUAUGAUAGGCGAUAGAUUAGAUACAGAUAUAUUUUUUGCUCAAAACUGCAAAAUAAAAUCUAUACUUGUUUCUACUGGAGUUACCGAUGCGAAUGUGUUUUUAAAUCAUAAUAAUUUAAAUAUUAAACCUGAUUAUUUUAUGACGUCUAUUUUGGAGUUUUUAUAA
This is a messenger RNA of Plasmodium yoelii, 969 nucleotides long. Its product is annotated as phosphoglycolate phosphatase, eukaryotic. The transcript has a single exon. Lineage: Eukaryota; Apicomplexa; Aconoidasida; Haemosporida; Plasmodiidae. Bases 1 to 969 code for a protein of 322 amino acids. The record is from RefSeq and is a predicted model, not a curated record. Gene Ontology annotation, molecular function: phosphatase activity.